AUGACCUUUCUUAUGGCUACCAUCAAACCCUUGCCAACUCUGGGGCAGCUCGAUGACAUCGCGCUACACAAGUUUGAGACUCCAUCGAAGAAGAUCAACGAUGGAGAUGACCUGGCCUUCUUCUUUACGUCGACUGCCUAUCGGGACAUUACACAAUGGCUAUUACAGCUCAACAGAGCAAUCUUUCCGAUUAAGCGAGCAGAUGGCAAGACCGAUGCUUGUGUUCUUGACAAACUCCCGGAACUCUCGUCAGCUGUCCUGAAGAUUCGACAGCUCCUGGCCGAUCUUUCAAAGCUGAUCGAGGAAGCGCCACCAGACACAGGACCACGAAGAUUUGGAAAUGUCGCCUUUCGGAAAUGGUAUGCACUGGCCGAGGAUUGUACAUCAGCACUUCUGGAUAACCACCUGGACUUUGUGCUACAUCGAGUGCACCACGACGAACAGCGACUUGGAGGGAAAGACGAGCUCCAAGCCUAUCUGCUGGGCAGCUUUGGAAGUGCGCAACGACUAGACAAUGGCACGGGGCAUGAGCUCAGCUUUCUUGCCUUUUUAGCAUGCCUAUGGAAGCUAGGCGUCUUCGAGGUUGGCGAGGAGCGCGCGAUUGUGGUAGGCAUCAUUCAGCCAUACCUCGAUCUUGUUCGUCGACUUAUCGUGACCUACACCUUGGAGCCAGCAGGAUCGCAUGGCGUCUGGGGCCUUGACGACCAUAGCUUCCUGCCUUAUAUUUUCGGUUCAGCACAGCUCGGACCCGCCAUCGCAGAGGAUGACCACACUUCACUCGCACCCACCGAAGGGUGCCUGCCAGGAGCUCCUUCGCCAUCCUCUGUGGCCGACAAGACCAUGGUAGUAGACUUCAAAGACUCGAACAUGUACUUUUCCGCCAUACAAUUCAUUCACGAUGUCAAGAAAGGACCAUUCUGGGAGCAUUCGCCUACACUUUACAACAUUAGUGGCAUCACGGCUGGCUGGGGCAAAAUCAACAAGGGCAUGCUCAAAAUGUACGCCGCAGAGGUCUUGGGCAAGUUCCCAGUGGUGCAGCAUUUUCCAUUUGGGAGUCUUUUCCAAUGGGAGAAGGACCCGCAAGCGACUGCAGCACCGUCAAGUGUACAUUCACAGCAGCAACCACUGCAAAGCAAGGAUGUACCACCAGCGGUGACAAAUACGCCUGGUACUACAGCUCCUUGGGCAAAAUCUGGCAGUGCUGCAAUGUCCCAAAUGCAAGCAAGCACCGGUAUGCCUUCGACUAGAGCUCCGUGGGCGUCAUCGAGUGGUGGUCCAGGGAGGCCAAUGCCGGCAUCGAACAUGGGCAUGCCGGCCACGGGUACGGCAGCGCCUUGGGCGAAUACCCAGCGAAUGCCUGCUCAAGGAAUGGCGCCAACAGCAGCUCCUUGGGCCAAGAAGAAUACGACGAGAUGA
Fulvia fulva is the source of this 1416-nucleotide messenger RNA. RefSeq names its product Serine/threonine-protein phosphatase 2A activator 1. Gene Ontology annotation, biological process: mitotic spindle organization. Bases 1 to 1416 code for a protein of 471 amino acids. NCBI's taxonomy places the organism in Eukaryota, Fungi, Ascomycota, Dothideomycetes, Mycosphaerellales, Mycosphaerellaceae. The record is from RefSeq and is a predicted model, not a curated record. Gene Ontology annotation, molecular function: protein tyrosine phosphatase activator activity; peptidyl-prolyl cis-trans isomerase activity. Gene Ontology annotation, cellular component: nucleus; cytoplasm; protein phosphatase type 2A complex. The transcript has a single exon.